CUCCAGUCCCGGCUGGCAAAACAGAGGGCUCAGGACAGGACGCCCCAGAAUCAGGAGCCUCCCCUCAGGAGACAGGACUCUGUGCCCACAGCAGCUACCUCUUUCCUCCUGAAGUUUGUCACACCAGGCUGGCACAAUGCGUGUGGUGGUGAUCGGAGCUGGGGUCAUAGGACUGUCCACUGCUCUCUGCAUUCAUGAGCACUACCAACCAGUCCUGCAGUCGCUGGACAUAAAGGUCUAUGCAGACCGCUUCACCCCAUUCACCAACACCGACGUGGCUGCCGGCCUUUGUCAGCCCUAUGUCUCCGACCCCAAAAACCCACAGGAAAGGCAUUGGAACCAGCAGACCUUCGACUAUCUCCUGAGCCACAUCAAUUCUCCCAAUGCUGCAAACAUGGGCCUGGCCCUAAUCUCAGGCUACAACCUCUUCUGUGAAGCUGUUCCGGACCCUUUCUGGAAGAACACUUUCCUGGGAUUUCGGAAGCUGACCCCAAGAGAGCUGGACAUGUUCCCCGAUUACAGCUAUGGCUGGUUCAACACAAGCCUGAUUCUGGAGGGGAGGAGAUAUCUACAGUGGCUGACGGAAAGGUUAACUGAGAGGGGAGUGAAGUUCUUCCAGAGGAAGGUGGAGUCUUUUGAGGAGGUAGCAAGAGGAGACACCGAUGUGAUUAUCAACUGCACUGGUGUGCGGGCUGGGGAGCUGCAAUCAGACCCCCUGCUGCAGCCCGGCCGGGGGCAGAUCAUUAAGGUAGAUGCUCCUUGGAUGAAGCAUUUCAUUAUCACCCAUGAUCAACAUGGAGGCAUCUACAAGUCCCCGUACAUCAUUCCAGGGAUCCAGGGAGUGACUCUUGGAGGCAUCUUCCAGCUGGGGAACUGGAGUGAGGUGAACAAUAUUCAAGACCACAACACCAUCUGGGAAGGCUGCUGCAGACUGGAGCCCACGCUAAAGGAUGCCAAAAUUGUUGCUGAAUUGACUGGCUUCCGGCCAGUGCGCCCCCAGAUUCGGCUAGAAAGAGAACAGCUUCGCUUUGGAUCUUCAAACACAGAGGUCAUCCACAACUAUGGCCAUGGAGGCUACGGGCUCACCAUCCACUGGGGCUGCGCCCUAGAGGCGGCCAAGCUCUUUGGGGGAAUCCUGGAAGAAAGGAAGCUACUCAGGAUGCCACCAUCCCACCUCUGAAGACGCCAGUGAGCACCGCCUCCCCCACAAGGACUCCCCACUUUCCUUGGCCCACUAAUCAACGUGCUCCUCUCUAAGCUGUCACU
Molecule: messenger RNA, 1266 nt
Organism: Hipposideros armiger (great roundleaf bat)
Lineage: Eukaryota; Metazoa; Chordata; Mammalia; Chiroptera; Hipposideridae
Gene: DAO
Product: D-amino acid oxidase
Exons: 11
Coding region: 137-1180 (347 amino acids)
Biological process (GO): D-serine catabolic process; L-proline catabolic process; D-alanine catabolic process
Cellular component (GO): cytoplasm
Molecular function (GO): FAD binding; D-amino-acid oxidase activity
Source: RefSeq, a predicted model, not a curated record